Messenger RNA from Guyanagaster necrorhizus, 1815 nucleotides. RefSeq names its product calcium ATPase. The record is from RefSeq and is a predicted model, not a curated record. Bases 1 to 1815 code for a protein of 604 amino acids. Lineage: Eukaryota; Fungi; Basidiomycota; Agaricomycetes; Agaricales; Physalacriaceae. Gene Ontology annotation, biological process: proton transmembrane transport; potassium ion import across plasma membrane; intracellular sodium ion homeostasis. Gene Ontology annotation, cellular component: plasma membrane. Gene Ontology annotation, molecular function: ATP hydrolysis activity; ATP binding; P-type sodium:potassium-exchanging transporter activity. The transcript has 12 exons.
AUGACCGUGGUUAAUGUCGCUGUAGGGAACGAGCUUUUAACGGCCUCGGAAGCAAGAGCGGCUGCAGUCAGUAAUGGGCCCGCCGGGGAGUGCAUUCAGAUUUUAGCCGCAACCGCGGGAUUCUGUAAUGACGCGCGUUUCGACAAUACAGAUGACGACUCACCUGUAGAGAUUCGGAAGGUUCACGGUGAUGCUACUGAUACCGGUCUACUUCGCUUUUCAGAGAGCAUCAUGCCCAUCGAGGACAGCCAAGCAACAUGGAUAGAACGUGCGAAGCUUGCUUUCAAUUCCAAAAACAAAUUUGCCAUGAAACUACUACAAGCGGCGCUUCCCCAAGAGAAACCGAUUACCUCAAUGCCCAUCUUUUCCAAUGACAACUUCAACAUGUCAUCCGAUUAUAUUUUAUUAGUCAAAGGAGCCCCUGAGAUAGUAUUACGCCGGUGUAGCCACAUGAUGGAUUCGAAGGGAUUGAUUGUGCCAAUGGACGAGACCAUCGCAGACCGUUUAUCGGCGAUACAAGAGCAAUUCGCGUCAAACGGCCAACGUGUUCUACUCAUGGCAAAGAAGAUCAUUCAUGGUUCCAAAUUGCCGACAGACUUCUUCGUCGAAUCUGGUUCUUUCCCUAUGGAGGACCGUAUUCUUGGCCUCAACUCCGACUUGACGGUGGUCGGUUUUGGCAUCGUAGGCGCUUCGUUUACUAAAUCCAAUCUUGAAGGUGACUUCUCCUCUACCGCUGCCGCCAUCGCUCAGCAGGUGGGAAUUAUCACGACGCCAAUGAGCGAAGUGAAGCAUAUUAAAGACCUUCCAUACGACACUUCUCUAGAACGUUCAAGUCCGGAAAUGAGAAGUCUUGUCCUCAGUGGUUCUGACCUCGUCGGCAUGACCGAGUCACAAUGGAAACAAGCCCUUGCAUUUGAUGAGAUUGUUUUUGCCCGGACAACCCCCCAGCAGAAACUCCAAAUAGUGAAAAAAUUGCAGGCGGAGGGAUGUACCGUUGCAGUGACAGGCGAUGGGGUCAAUGAUUCUCCUGCCCUGAAACAAGCUGACGUUGGGGUAGCCAUCGCUGGAGGCUCCGAAGUCGCUAUGGAAGCCGCGGAUUUGAUACUACUCUCAGAUUUUUCUGCCAUAAUCACCGGAAUUCAGUAUGGACGGCUAUGUUUUGAGAACUUACACAAGUCAAUAUUGUACCUCCUGCCUGCCGGUAGUUUCUUAGAGCUCAUGCCUGUUGUUCUGAACGUACUCACCGGGAUACCGCAAGCGUUGAGCAGCUUCCAGAUGAUCAUAAUUUGUGUUUUUACGGACGUUUCUCCUGCGUUAUCCAUGGUGAACGAGAAGCCUGAAGCAGAUCUCUUGUUACGCCGGCCCCGCGAUCGUAAAAAGGACCGUUUGAUCAACUGGAGACUUCUGCUGCAUGCCUAUUUCUUUCUAGGUAUCAUAGAAGCAGUGACGUCCAUGGUCGGCGGAAUGGUGUUCCAUUCUCCGCCCUGUGGCACAAAUUUCUACAAUUUAGUCAUGAUGCAGUGGUUCAAUCUACUUCCCACACAUACCCAAAGGCUGUCGUUGUUCCAGCAGAAUCCUUUCGCUUCCAAAACGCGCAAUAUUUUCCUGUUCCCUGCUAUGGCUGCUGCACUUGUAUUUGCUUGUUUCUUCUCCUACAUCCCUUGGUUUCAACAAGUUCUUUUGACGCGUGGAGUUCACGUGGAGUUCUUCUUCUUGCCGAUUGCAUAUGGUACUGGAAUGCUUUUCCUUGACGAGGCACGCAAGUGGUGGAACAGGAAGCAUCCAACAUCGUUCCUUGCACGAAUUGCGUGGUAA